This is a messenger RNA of Lycium ferocissimum, 1849 nucleotides long. RefSeq names its product probable receptor-like serine/threonine-protein kinase At4g34500. Lineage: Eukaryota; Viridiplantae; Streptophyta; Magnoliopsida; Solanales; Solanaceae. The transcript is spliced from 7 exons. Gene Ontology annotation, molecular function: ATP binding; protein kinase activity. Gene Ontology annotation, biological process: protein phosphorylation. The record is from RefSeq and is a predicted model, not a curated record. Bases 184 to 1596 code for a protein of 470 amino acids.
CACACUCCAUACAAAUGGCAUUUCCUUAACAAACAAAAAAACAUCACUGUAUAACGUUGCUCAAACCCCUUCUACCUAUAGCCAAAAACCUCUCAUUCAUUUCUUCUCUUUCUCUCUCUACAAUGCUAACAACAUAUUAAUCUCCUAUACGCUUUGUUUCUUACUCCAUUGUUACCGGAAAUAAUGGCGUUUUCCGGCAAUUUUUUUACUUCAAAAACACCCAUUCUAGGUCUUCAACUCUAUAUCGUGAUCGCCGCCACCAUUAUCAUUAUGGUUAUGAUACUUUUCCUCAUCUUUAUAUUUCUCAGAUUAAAUCGAACCUCAAAACAACGUCCUACCAUAAGUAAGAAGAAUAACACGUUGUUACCUUUAUCUGAUGUGAUUCGCGAAAACAAAACAACAACCGAUCUCAAUAAAAAAGAGGAUGAGACAAUUGCGAUACUACCGAAAGCAACUGAUCAAGAAGUAAUGGAGAUUGAGUCUGAGGGUAUAAAAGGAAGUUCAGGUAGUAAUGAAUCGAGUACUAGUCGAAGUGACACGUCAUCAUCGGCGAUCUCUGGUUCUAAUGAGUCGAAUAAUAUUGGGUGGGGUCGUUGGUAUAGUUUGAAAGAACUUGAGAUUGCGACUAAUGGAUUUCGUGCUGAGAAUGUGAUCGGAGAAGGUGGAUACGGUGUCGUCUUUCGAGGAGUAUUGCAAGAUAGUUCAGUCGUAGCUGUCAAGAAGCUUCUAAAUAACAAGGGUCAGGCAGAGAAGGAGUUCAAGGUGGAAGUUGAGGCCAUUGGCAAAGUGAGACACAAAAACCUUGCCGGUCUUCUUGGUUAUUGCUCAGAAGGUGCUCAUAGGAUACUAAUUUAUGAGUACAUUGACAAUGGCAAUUUGGAGCAAUGGCUACACGGUGAUGUAGGGCCUGUGAGUCCUCUAACCUGGGAGAUUAGGAUGAAAAUUGCAAUUGGAACUGCUCGAGGACUUGCCUAUUUGCACGAAGGUUUGGAACCCAAAGUUGUGCAUCGUGAUGUUAAAUCAAGUAAUAUUCUGUUGGAUAGGAAGUGGAAUCCAAAAGUAUCAGAUUUUGGACUUGCCAAGCUGCUUGGAUCUGAGAAAAGCUAUGUCACUACCCGUGUUAUGGGGACUUUUGGAUAUGUUUCUCCUGACUAUGCCAGUACUGGUAUGCUUAAUGAGGGGAGCGACGUGUAUAGUUUUGGUGUUAUGCUCAUGGAGAUAAUUACAGGAAGAAGUCCUGUUGACUAUUCAAGAGCCCCUGGAGAGAUGAACUUGGUCGAAUGGUUUAAAGGAAUGGUAGCAAAUCGGCGUGGUGAAGAAUUGGUCGACCCAUUGAUUGAAGUCCAUCCUCCUCCUAGAUCCCUAAAGCGGGUUUUGUUGAUCUGCCUUCGCUGCAUAGAUAUGGAUGCCAACAAGCGGCCAAAGAUGGGACAAAUAGUACAUAUGCUAGAGGCUGAUGAAUUUCCUUUCCGUUCAGAACCCCGACCAGUCCAGGAAGUAGAUCCUUUACCUCCACGUUCAGCCCGUACUAAUAGAGUUCAAGUAGCUGCUAAGGACGGGGCGGGUGAUGAUGAACAGAAACCUAGAGGGAGAUGAUUACCCUUUAUUUGGGAUGAAGAAUUAUACAGGGUAUUUUAGUAUGUAUAUUCUUUUGAAACAUUUCCGCUCAGUCCAAGUCUGUUGUUUCCUACAGUGUUAAUUUUGUAUCUCGAGCUGUGCUUAUUGCCAAUGUAGGCUCUAUUUUGGUCAAUUUUGUAUAUAAACAUAGUUACACUACAGAAUGUCCUUAUAUUGACUCGGAAAAAACAUUUGCAUUAUCUUAGUAUUUACAAACUAGUUUACUUAAGAA